GGCUUGAUUGUGCAAGUCUCGAGCUAGAAAUGCUGACGCGAUUGCAAUUGCAAUGGGUGCUUGCUGCACAUUGGAAAGUGGUAAGGCCGGCGUUUCCAAGCAACCUCGCCCAACGACACCCAAAUCUGCACGAAGAAAGAGUGAUGUGCAGGUAGCGAGUACCACGCUUCAUGAUGCAGCAUGGGAGGGCAACAUCAACAUGGUGAGGAUUUUCUUGAGUAAAGGUCACAGUCCAGAUCUGCCAGAUGAAGAAGGGUCAACUCCCUUGCACUUGGCUUCGGAGGAGGGGCACAUGCAAGUGGUGAAAUGCCUUCUGGAAGGGAAGGCAACCUGCGCUGAUGCAGCUGACAGUGAUGGGAAACCCCCCUGCUGCUGGCUGCGAAGGAAGGGCGGGAUGAGGUCGUGGAAUACUUCUUGACACAAGCCACUCUGCAACGGAGCUGCAUGGUGGAAAGGGGCCGGCUAUAUGCCGUAUAUGUAAUGUCCCUUGCAAGAUCUUACAAUAUGCAUUGUGCAGUACUACAUGACGUGGAAUCGCUGGUGCAGCGGGGGCAGGGUGGCAGCGGCUAUACAACUUGCAUAAGGAAUCAUAGGGUCCCUUUCUGUGUACCUGGUCCGGUGCCCAGCUUGUUGAUCGUUCAUCACACUCUGCAGCCCUGAAGUUGGUUGCACGAAACAUGUCAAGCUCUCCCUGGCACGCCUUGGCCUCAAACUAGUUCAUGAGCCCCAGGGCUCCACUUGUCCCACUUGCCGCGC
Molecule: messenger RNA, 756 nt
Organism: Durusdinium trenchii
Lineage: Eukaryota; Dinophyceae; Suessiales; Symbiodiniaceae
Source: the annotation of a GenBank genome assembly